AAACCCUAAUACAAACAUAUUGCGUGAAAAUAGGAUUAUCUGUAUACGCUAGGGGAGAGCAAAUGUCGACGGAGGAGCAGAAAAUCUCCGAUGAAACCCCGCCGACGCAAGAAGUUCAGUCUCUCACCAUCAAUGCCCAGGCUCUAAGAUUCCCUACUCUGUCGUUGACUGAUGAGGAGAGAGAGAGAGGAGAGCGCAGAUAUGCUCUGGUGAGGAGUAUAGGUGAGGAGUGUAUUCAAGAAGACGAGCUCUUCAAUCUUCUUGCCAAGAAAGACCAACCAAUCUCUUAUGACGGAUUUGAGCCGUCCGGCAGAAUGCAUAUUGCCCAGGGAGUAAUGAAGGCAGUUAAUGUAAACAAACUGACCGAUGCCGGUUGCAAAGUAAAAAUAUGGAUUGCAGAUUGGUUUGCACAGCUGAACAACAAAAUGGGGGGUGACUUAAAGAAGAUUCAAACAGUUGGCCGUUAUUUGAUUGAGAUUUGGAAAGCUGUUGGCAUGAAACUUGAGGAUGGUAAAGUGGAAUUCUUGUGGUCUUCUGAAGAAAUCAACUCCAGGGCAGCCGAGUACUGGCCUCUAGUUAUGGAUAUAGCUCGCAGGAAUAAGCUUCCUAGAAUUAUGAGGUGUUGUCAAAUUAUGGGCCGUAGUGAAACAGACGAGUUGGCAGCAAGCCAGAUAUUCUACCCUUGCAUGCAGUGUGCUGACAUAUUUUUCCUCAAGGCUGAUAUAUGUCAGUUGGGCAUGGAUCAAAGAAAAGUUAAUGUACUUGCAAGAGAGUACUGUGAUGACAUAAAGAGAAAAAACAAGCCCAUAAUCUUAUCCCAUCACAUGCUACCGGGAUUGCAGCAAGGGCAAGAAAAGAUGUCAAAAAGUGACCCAUCCUCUUCCAUCUACAUGGAAGAUGAGGAGGCAGAAGUCAAUGUGAAGAUAAAGAAAGCAUACUGUCCUCCAAUGAUCGUUGAAGGAAAUCCUUGUCUGGAGUAUAUAAAAUAUAUCAUCUUACCAUGGUUUCAUGAGUUUAGCGUGGAGCGUAGUGUAAAAAAUGGUGGAGACAAGACCUACAACAGCUAUGAAGAACUUGUUGCUGACUAUGAAAAGGGUGAAUUACAUCCUGCUGACCUGAAACAUGCUUUGUCCGGUGCUUUAAACAGGAUUCUGCAACCUGUACGUGAUCAUUUCAGCCACGAUGCUGGUGCUAAGGAUCUGUUGAAGCGGGUCAAGGGUUAUAGGGUAACCAGGUGAUUACAAGAAGAAUUGAUUUUCUUCCUUCACUAAUUUCUACUAAAAAAAUGUCUAUUAGUACAUACAUUUAGAUGUUAAAAGCAAAUUAAAUAGUGAAGGUUUUCCUUUGUUUAAGUGGUUCACUUUUCUUUUCUUAUAUCGAAAUGAACGUUGCUGAUGACACAUUAAGAUGCAAUGAAGAGAUGGUCACCAGGAUAAGCUUAGUUCAUGUUGCAGUGGUUUUGAAAUACGUCAUGUCAGAUUGUGAAAUUUGUAAGUGUCAUGUUUGGUUGUGACCUCUUGAUUGAAGUGCAAUAUAAAUAACAGUGAAUUUUAUUGCA
This is a messenger RNA of Tripterygium wilfordii, 1558 nucleotides long. Its product is annotated as tyrosine--tRNA ligase 1, cytoplasmic-like. Bases 63 to 1238 code for a protein of 391 amino acids. The transcript has 10 exons. The record is from RefSeq and is a predicted model, not a curated record. NCBI's taxonomy places the organism in Eukaryota, Viridiplantae, Streptophyta, Magnoliopsida, Celastrales, Celastraceae. Gene Ontology annotation, biological process: tRNA aminoacylation for protein translation. Gene Ontology annotation, molecular function: ATP binding; tyrosine-tRNA ligase activity.